Messenger RNA from Ipomoea triloba (trilobed morning glory), 1147 nucleotides. RefSeq names its product ethylene-responsive transcription factor ERF109-like. Gene Ontology annotation, biological process: regulation of DNA-templated transcription; ethylene-activated signaling pathway. The transcript has a single exon. Lineage: Eukaryota; Viridiplantae; Streptophyta; Magnoliopsida; Solanales; Convolvulaceae. The coding region runs from base 62 to 901 and encodes 279 amino acids. Gene Ontology annotation, molecular function: DNA binding; DNA-binding transcription factor activity. The record is from RefSeq and is a predicted model, not a curated record.
GAGCUCCAAGAGAUAUAGAAGUGAAGAUUGAAGUGAAAGAUUUUGUGGUUCACCGGCGAGGAUGAAUAGGAUAGGCCGGAGACUUAAACAGGAACGAAGCUCCGGCGAUCAAGGUCACCGGCCGCCGGCGAGGCUCACCGGCGAUCAGGAAUUCUCCGUCAUGGUCUCGGCAUUGAAGAACGUGAUAAGCGGGAACGCAGUGACAGCCGAGGAGAAUGUGGAUUUGUUUUCGUCGUUUGAGUUUCUCGCCGCCGCAACCGCCGGAGAUUCAUCGACAAGAGCCGCCGCGGAGUUGCCGCCUUUUUUGAGCGUCCCAGAAGGUAACACGUGUCAAUUCUGCGGGAUAUCCGGGUGCCUAGGCUGCAAUUUCUUCGGGCCCACCGAGGCGGGGGAGGAUAAGAAAAACAACAAAAAUGUGGCGAAGAAAAAGAAGAAUUUCAGAGGCGUGAGGCAGAGGCCGUGGGGAAAAUGGGCGGCGGAGAUACGGGACCCACACAAGGCGGCGCGUGUGUGGCUAGGAACAUUCAACACCGCGGAGGAGGCGGCGCGUGCUUACGAUAAAAAGGCUAUCGAGUUCAGAGGUCCAAGAGCGAAGCUCAAUUUCCCAUUCGCCGAUUACACAUCGUCAAAUCCUCAUCAACUGCUGCAACGCUCGGCUUCGACUCCUUCGUCUCAUCUUCGCCGGCCAAUGCCGCCGCCGCAACAGCAGCAAGAAAUCAGCGUUAAAAUGAGCAAUUUGGCGGCGAAAAUGGAGGUGGGCACGAGCAGCAAUGAUAACGAACUGUGGAAAUUCGGGGAAGACGAGGUUCAAGACUGUUGGACGAUGAUGAUGGAUUUCAAUGGCGAUUCUUCCGAUUCCGCCGGCGGUUACGUUCAACCGUCGGAUCAUCAAUCUUGCUAGCUACAUUACCUGCAUAUAUUAUAUUGCAGAAAUAAUAUUUAUCCACAAAUUUAAGCUAGUUAAUUCCUAGGAAAAAAUCGUUUUAAUAUAUUCGACGAAUAAUUUAUAUAUGUAAAUCAGAGUUUGCCAUAAUAAGUAAAUAUAUAAAAAUAAAAAAUUUGAGAAACAACUAUCUGUCACAUCUUAGUUGAUAUAGACUUGACAAUAGGUACUUCCUUUUCUUUUUAAUACAAACUAAUUGUAGCC